ACAAGAUGGCAGAUAAGCAUGAUUUCUAAAAUAAAUACAAAUGGUGAAAUGAAGUUGGUCCCUUUUAGAUGGGAAUUUUAAAGAAGGCUGUAUUUUCAUGGCCCUCCAGUUUCCCAGAAAGAAAGAAAGAAAGAAAGAAAGAAAGAAAGAAAGAAAGAAAGAGAAAAAAAGCUAGCAUGGAAAAACCCCACAAAAAUAAACCUGCAAUUUCUAUGAAUUCAACAUAAAUUCAAAUGAGUAGGUGUUCAUUUUUGAAAAAUCUCUUUUUGACUCUUUUAUCACUUUGGCCAAUGUAGUAUCAAAAUCUAAAUCUUGCACAACUGCCUUUGCAUGUCAGCACUAUUUUAAAAACUGUGCUACUAGCGGGGGAAAAAAAGAAAAUUGUCAAAUCAGAAGUGAGGAAGUGCUAAGCAAAUACAGGAACCAAAAAGGGCUAUAGAAGCUGCUUUGCACUGUCUCGCUCAGUUCCGUUGUGUUCCCCGUCUUCACCACAGGCCAAAGCAGUUCUUCACAACCUGCCCGACCAGAGCAUCGUGGUUGUGGGAUAAUGGAAGAGUUGGAUGCCCUGUUGGAGGAACUGGAACGUUCCACCCUCCAGGACAGUGAUGAAUAUUCAAAUCCUGAUCCUUGUCCCCUGGAGCAGAAAUCCAGCAAGGAGAGUAAGCCUCCCAAGACUUCAAAGACCUUGUCCUCUCCAGGCAAUACCAGUCCCUUGCAGGUGCAGCUUGUGUAUACUACCAGAAUCCAGGAACCUAAUAUCUACAGUGAGGUUCAAGAGCCAAAGAAAUCAGCACCACCUUCUAAAACCUCGGCAGCUGCUCAGCUGGAUGAGCUCAUGGCCCACCUGAGUGAAAUGCAGGCCAAGGUUGCAGUGAAAGCUGACACCAGCAGGAAACAUUCACCAGACAAGCGGGAUUACACAGCGUCUCUGGACUCAAUGCUUGGGGGUUUGGAACAGGAACUGCAAGAUCUUGGGAUUGCCACUGUGCCCAAGGGCCACUGUGCUUCCUGCCAGAAACUGAUUGCUGGAAAGGUGAUCCAUGCUCUGGGGCAAUCCUGGCAUCCAGAGCACUUCAUCUGUUCUCACUGCAAGGAAGAGAUUGGCUCCAGUCCCUUUUUUGAGCGCAGUGGCUUGGCCUACUGCUCCAAGGACUACCAUCACCUUUUUUCUCCACGCUGUGCCUACUGCGCUGCUCCCAUUGUGGAUAAAGUGCUGACCGCAAUGAACCAGACAUGGCACCCAGAGCACUUCUUCUGCUCUCACUGUGGAGAGGUGUUUGGUGCAGAAGGGUUCCAUGAAAAGGAGAAGAAGCCAUAUUGCCGAAAGGAUUUCUUAGCUAUGUUCUCACCCAAGUGUGGUGGCUGCAACCGCCCAGUGUUGGAAAACUACCUUUCAGCCAUGGACACCGUCUGGCACCCAGAGUGCUUUGUGUGUGGGGACUGUUUCAGCAGUUUUUCUACUGGCUCCUUCUUUGAACUGGAUGGACGUCCGUUCUGUGAGCUCCAUUACCAUCAGCGCAGAGGGACCCUGUGCCGUGGCUGUGGGCAGCCCAUCACUGGCCGCUGCAUCAGUGCCAUGGGGCACAAGUUCCACCCCGAGCACUUCGUGUGCGCUUUUUGUCUGACGCAGCUGUCGAAGGGCGUCUUCAGGGAGCAGAAUGACAAGACCUACUGUCAACUCUGUUUCAAUAAGCUCUUUUCUCAGUAAUCUCUGCUGACCCACACCUGAUUCUCAGUGCCUAUACAAUUUAACAAAGACAGGAAAGCCGACCCUUUCUGUCCUUUCUGUUGCUGACCUUCUGCCCAGUGGCUGGUUCAGAAUGUAAAAGUGCUGAACAAAUAAGGCGAUUUCUACGUGUAGUUCGGCUUAUAACCUUAUUUCUGAGGCUUCUUGUUUUAAUAUUUUUAAAUUAGGUAUCUUCAUUUAGAUUUAGGUCAUGCUACCCUGUCCCUUUGAAGAUGCACUCUCCACAUGCACAGUUCAUUACUGUUUUUCUCUCUCCCUUUUCACCUCUACUCAUGGACCUACUCAGAUCUUUGGUUGUGGGCCCCAGAGCCAUUCUUCAAGAUCCACCAUUCACCUGGCUCACAGUGCCCUAACCACACUUUCUCCUUACUGUGAGGAGUUGGUACUGACACAACUCUUAAGCUCUAUGCAUCCCUCACAGUGUGUUUACCUUUUUUUCAAAAGGAAGUAGAUUUUAACUGACAUCCUUGAUAAAUAAAAUGGCUUGUGGUUUGGAUGACUCACUGUCAUCGUCAUUUGGUAGAUAAACUUCUGCUUCCUGUGUUAUAUACUAGGCAGUUUUUAGAAUUGAAUCUGCACUCUACCUCUUCUUUCCUUGUCUACAACGGACGCUUCUUUCAUUUAAUCAGAAGACAUUCAAAGAAGAGAUUCAUGCUGAUAAUGCUUCUCUUUAGUUUGGGCCUAUGACCAUUUUUUUGUUGUUGUUAUUUUGGAUUUAGAUCAUUGAAUCAUCUUAAAAGAUAGAAAAGCUUUUAAAUUUGUUUUCAUCACUUUGUUUAAAUAAAGAGAAAAGCUGGCUAUCAUUAAGUACCUUACAAAUGCCUUUCUAAAGUGAAAAAUGAUGUGUUACCUUCAAACUCAAAAUUGUCUCAUGAAGACAAAUGGCAAAUGUCAUAGCACACAGCUUCUCUGAAGAAACAUAUACAAAAGAUUAAAUGAUUGUCUUCUAGUUUGGACAGGAAGGCCAA
Molecule: messenger RNA, 2715 nt
Organism: Nannospalax galili (Upper Galilee mountains blind mole rat)
Lineage: Eukaryota; Metazoa; Chordata; Mammalia; Rodentia; Spalacidae
Gene: Lpxn
Product: leupaxin
Exons: 9
Coding region: 548-1708 (386 amino acids)
Biological process (GO): substrate adhesion-dependent cell spreading; negative regulation of B cell receptor signaling pathway; transforming growth factor beta receptor signaling pathway
Source: RefSeq, a predicted model, not a curated record